AUGUUUGGAUAUUGUCCCACUAAAGGAGCCUCAAGUGAUGAACUGUUUUCGUGCCUAUGGGAAGCAGUAGAGUAUGUAGAGACGGCGGGCUUCAGGGUUCGAGCAUUUAUCUCGGAUGGUGCGUCGCCAAAUAGAAAGUUUUAUAGGCUACAUUCUACUCCUGGAUCAACGUCUAUUACUUAUGUCACUCACAAUGAAAUAGAUCCAACAAGGAAUAUAUAUUUUAUUUGCGAUGUUUCACAUUUGAUGAAGACGACGCGAAACAACUUUGAGAACAGUAACUAUCACUAUAAGACACGGCACCUCCAUUACAACAAAAUGGAUAUCAAAUGGACUUAUCUGUUGGAACUGUAUAAUUGGGACACAGGAUUGGACAGAUAUUCACCUGGACUUCGUCGCCUUCAUAAGAUCUCUUAUGAGCAUCUCCACCUGACCCCUUCUUUGAGAAUGUGCGUGUACAUGGCUGUGCAGGUAUUAAGCAGCACAGUAGCCAAUGCUCUUGAGUGCCAUGGACAAUACUACACAGCUUCGACAGCAAAAUUUAUUAGGAUGUUCGACACAUUUUUCGACUGCUUGAAUGUUUCCCGUCUACAUCAGGAUAGUCACAGUCUCAAACCAGCUUUAGCGCCGUAUAGAUCUAGUGAUGACUGGCCUUUCAAGUGGCUUAAGGAGGACUUUUUAGGAUUCCUAGACGAGUGGGAGUCAAUCAACAACCUUGAUAAUGUGAGAAAGUCUGAGAAGCAGAAAAUGCUGUUAAGCAGGGAGACCCAAGAAGGACUGAGAAUAACAGUCAAUUCAUUUGUGGACUUGGCUUCAGAACUGCUUUCUCGUCCUGAUGUGGAUUUUCUGUUAAGCGAGAAGUUUAAUCAGGAUCCGUUAGAGCAGUAUUUCAGUAAACAACGUGGAGCUGGUGGGACAUGUGACAACCCAACUGUUGUCCAGUUCGGCCAAAAUAUGCAAGCCUUAUAUGUUGCGUCUAGCUGUGCCAAAGCAUCAAAGCGGGGAAACUGCAGAGGCCCUGAUGAACGUAGUUGUAUGUUAGAUGACACACCUCUACCAAGGAGGAGAUGAAUUUAUUCAGCAUCACAUUUAUAUAAAUUUCUUAGCCAGGCACAGGAUUUUGACUUUCGUUUUGUUUCUUUGUGGAAGGAAAAUUGCCUACUAUUAAAUUUUAGAUAGUAAUUUAUAAUACUAUAGUUAUAUUUCUGUAAAUAGAUUUUGUAAAAGUGUACAUAUUUAUUAAAUCUGGUCACCAUUCCAUCAUGUAUAAUCCUGACUACCAUUUUUUGCCGAUAAUUAAAACAGUAUUCCUGUUGUAUGUGUAAUUGCCGAAAGGCCCACUGAUUAGUCUCGGGUAAGACAGAAUAAUACAUACUCUAAGUAUUGAAAGACACGCUUUCGUGAACUGAUUCACUAUAUUGCGGCAUUAAUUAUGUAUGACAUAAUUGAUGCCGAAAUGUUGAAUCAAUUCACGAUGGCAUGCAUUUGAAUACUUGGAGCAUGUAUUAUAUUAUCUUAUGUGUAAUUGCCUUGAGAUUUUUAUAUUAUUGUACAUAAAAUUAGUUAAAUAUCUAUUUAUUAGUAUUUUAAGAAUAAUAAGCCAUUUCACAUUUCCAACUAUGUUAAUUAACAUACACCUACAAUAUGUUGUAUACGUGGUGUUUAUGUCGAUAGAGUUCUAUGACCUUAAUACGAUCAUGCGCAGUUAGAAAAGGCUUAUUUAAUGCUGGAAUUGAUGUGUCAUUAUAUAGCUGCUCAACUAUUGCUAAAAUAUUGCUUUUUUUAUUCAUAAAAGUUGAAAGCUGUCAGUUAUAGAAUUCUUAUGAUUACAUUUGUUUUUGUUUAAUAAUUUAAGGAUUAUUUUGUUCGAAUAAAUUUUAUUGUCACACCACAUCCUUGAUGACUAUGAGAGGUUCUUGUCCUGGAUGAAAACAUUGUUGGCUAUUUAGAGAACAACGGAGUGUUUAUACAGUGCAUUGUGAAAUAACAAAACAAUCUCUACAGAAAAGGAAUAAAAUAACUUGUUGGAAGUAAAUUUAUUUUUGGCACAUUCAUUGUACUGUAUAACCAUCAUAGCAUUUAAUUAUUUACA
Messenger RNA from Anneissia japonica, 2092 nucleotides. RefSeq lists its product as uncharacterized. NCBI's taxonomy places the organism in Eukaryota, Metazoa, Echinodermata, Crinoidea, Comatulida, Comatulidae. The record is from RefSeq and is a predicted model, not a curated record. The transcript has 6 exons. The coding region runs from base 1 to 1071 and encodes 356 amino acids.